AAGACCUCUAGUGAAUCUCAACCGUUUUACCUACUUUCAAUCGCGUGAAGACCCGUAACGAGUGAAUAAUCUCGACGUCACGUGACCCGCCAACCGCGCGCAACUUCAAACAGAAAAAGCUCGCCAGUGAUAGCAGCUCAUCGAUGACUGACAGAAUCGAAGACUAUCAAGUGCUCGAUCUGUUGGGCAAGGGAGGAUUUGCUAAUGUGUAUAGAGCGAGGAGUAAACAUAAUGGACAGGAAGUAGCCAUUAAGAUGAUUGACAAAAAGCUGAUGAGAGCUGCCGGUAUGGUGACAAGAGUUCGAAACGAAGUAGAAAUCCACUGUCAACUGAAACAUCCAUCUGUACUCGAGUUGUAUAACUUUUUUGAGGAUGACAAGUACGUGUACUUGGUGUUGGAGAUUUGUCACAACGGAGAGCUGCAGCGCUUCCUGAGUUCUCACUCUCAAGUUUUUUCAGAAAAGGAAGCUGCAAGCUACUUGGCACAGAUCAUAGAUGGAUUGGAGUAUUUGCAUUCUCACGGCAUUGUACAUCGUGACAUGACACUUUCCAACUUGCUCUUGACGAAGGAUAUGAGUGUGAAAAUUGCUGAUUUUGGGUUGGCAACGAAGCUGAGUAUGCCUGAUGAGAAGCACCUCACCAUGUGUGGCACUCCAAAUUUUAUUUCUCCAGAGAUCGUGGCCAGGCAGCCUCAUGGUCUUGGAACCGACGUGUGGUCUUUGGGUUGCAUGUUGUACACGUUCUUUACUGGCUUUCCACCAUUUGAUACUGAAGGAGUGAAGACAACACUAACUAAAGUUGCUUCUGGCAGCUUCAACAUGCCCAGACAUCUUUCUCACGAGGCUCAGGAUCUGAUCUACGCCAUGCUGCAGAAGGAUCCUAAGCAAAGGAUUUCGUUGAACAGUGAGAGCUAG
Corticium candelabrum is the source of this 914-nucleotide messenger RNA. RefSeq names its product serine/threonine-protein kinase PLK4-like. Lineage: Eukaryota; Metazoa; Porifera; Homoscleromorpha; Homosclerophorida; Plakinidae. The transcript has 9 exons. The record is from RefSeq and is a predicted model, not a curated record. Gene Ontology annotation, molecular function: ATP binding; protein serine/threonine kinase activity. Gene Ontology annotation, cellular component: spindle pole; centrosome; cytoplasm. Bases 144 to 914 code for a protein of 256 amino acids. Gene Ontology annotation, biological process: mitotic spindle organization; protein phosphorylation.